This is a messenger RNA of Staurois parvus, 345 nucleotides long. NCBI's taxonomy places the organism in Eukaryota, Metazoa, Chordata, Amphibia, Anura, Ranidae. The record is from the annotation of a GenBank genome assembly.
CCACCUGUGCCCAGCAGUGCGCCCACUAGCUCCGCCCACCUGUGCCCAGCAGAUCACCCACCUGUGCCCAGCAGUGCACCCACCUGUGCCCAGCACCCAGCAGUGCUGCCAGUCAGUGCCACCAGUCAGUGCCCAGCGGUUGCGCCAGUCAGUGCCGCCAGUCAGUGCCCAGCAGUGAUGCCAGUCAGUGCCGUCUAUCAGUACCCAUCAUCAGUGUCACCUAUCAGUGCCGCCUAUCAGUGCUGCAUAUUAGUGCUGCCUAUCCGUGACACCUCAUUAGUGCUGCCUAUCAGUGCCGCCUAUCCGUGCCACCUCAUUAGUACUGCCUAUCAGUGCCCUUUAGUG